This is a messenger RNA of Danio aesculapii, 3192 nucleotides long. RefSeq names its product ceramide synthase 4a (gene cers4a). The transcript is spliced from 11 exons. Gene Ontology annotation, molecular function: DNA binding; sphingosine N-acyltransferase activity. The record is from RefSeq and is a predicted model, not a curated record. Gene Ontology annotation, biological process: ceramide biosynthetic process. The coding region runs from base 396 to 1616 and encodes 406 amino acids. Lineage: Eukaryota; Metazoa; Chordata; Actinopteri; Cypriniformes; Danionidae. Gene Ontology annotation, cellular component: membrane.
CGGGCUCUGUGUGGGGGAAAAAGCACCUUUCAAUGUUUCCCUGAUGGACAGAAAGACGGAGGAGAUGUUGCUGCUAAAAUAUACUUUUCAUCGUGAAUUUUCGCUUCUCUUGGAUCAUUUAAUGAGAGUAUUAUUCGCCGAAGCCUCAGUUUUACUCGCUGAAGCCUCUUGAGGACCGCGGUCUGCUGUGCUGGAUGUGAGUUGAUGUCGACGUCAGGAUUCCUGCGAUUAUUUGCCGGAAGAUUCUGCGCGAGGGUUUGUUUUUGUUUGGAGCUCGUGAUGAUGGAUAACGUUUACAACGAAAAACGGACAUAAAACACGGAAAGACGAGCGCUGAAGAGGCCUGUGGUUUAUUUAAAUCGGUUACUAAGCUUAACGUCUCAUCAUUGACAGGCAUGAACAGAUUGGAGGAAGUCGUAAACCAUUGGUUAUGGCGGGAAGACUUCUGGCUUCCUCCUGGCGUUACGUGGAAAGACAUCGCAGAGGGAACGUCGAAGGGAAGUCGGCAUCCCGUACCGCGAGAUCUGCUCAUCUCAUUCCCAUUGGCCCUGGGGUUCAUCGCCCUGCGUUUUGUAUUCGAAAGGGUUGUGUCUCUGCCUUUGAGCCGCCGGCUGGGUGUUCGUGACAGGGUUUGGGUUCACGUCACGCCCGUCCCCAAACUGGAGGCGUUUUACCUGCAGAAGAAGACAGAGCCGUCACAGGAGGAGCUUCAGGCUCUGGUGAAGCUCUGUGGUCUCAGCGAGCAGCAGAUUCAGUCAUGGCUCCGGCGCCGCAGAGUUCAGGACCGACCCGCAAACUCCCGCAAGUUCAGCGAAGCCUCGUGGAGGUUUGGCUUUUAUCUCAUCAUCUUCUCAGCCGGACUCAUUUCUCUCAUUCAAACUCCGUGGUUUUGGGAUCACCGGGAAUGCUGGAGCGGAUACCCGGCACAGGCAGUCGCAGAAGCCCAGUAUUGGUAUUAUAUCGUCGAGCUGUCCUUCUACCUUUCACUUCUGCUUUGCGUAUCGGUGGACAUAAAGCGCAAAGACUUCCAAGAGCAAAUCAUCCACCACAUCGCCACCAUUUUCCUCAUCGCAUUCUCAUACUGUGCGAACUAUGUGCGCGUGGGAACCCUGGUGAUGCUCGUUCACGACUCGUCUGACUUCCUGCUGGAGUCCGCCAAGAUGUUUAAUUAUGCUGGAUGGAGGAAGACCUGCGAUGCCCUGUUUGUUGUUUUCGCUGCAGUUUUCUUAGUAACUCGCCUUAUAGUGUUCCCUUUUAGAAUCGUCUACACCGCUGUGGUGGAUUCAUUGGACGUAUUUUCCCCAUACCCUGGUUAUUAUUUCUUUAACGGCCUGCUGCUGGUUCUUCAAGCUCUGCACAUCUUUUGGGCUUGGCUGAUUCUUCGAAUGGUUCACAAAUUUGUCUUUUUAGGCAAAGUGGAGCGAGAUGAAAGGAGCGAUGAUGAAAGCGAGCCUGAUGAAGAUGAUGAAGUCGGAGAAGAAGAAGAAGAGCGCAGCUGGGAGCAAAAAAAGGGUGCACUUAAUUCAAAACUGGCUUCUUUGGCCAAUAACUGUGUUUUGAACAAUUUAACAAAUCGGAGACAAAAAAUUAAUAGUAGAACACCAAAGGAUAGAUAGUAAAUCCACUUUAUGCAUUUAAAGGGGCGUUUCACCCACAAAUUUAAAAUCAGAGUUUCCUUCUGUUGAACACAAUGAAGAUAUACUGAAGAAUAGUGGAAAAGACAACCAUUGACUUUAAUAAUACUUUUGGACAUCAUUUUCUGCUUUUUCCCCCCAACAUUCCUCAAAAUAUCUUGUUUUGUGUCCAACAGAAAAACAAAAACCUUUGGAACCACUUGAGCGUGAGUAAAUGAAGAAAUUUUCAUGUUUGGGUGAACUAUCCCUUUAAGUGUUUUGUUUUUAACUCACUUCCUUAGCUUUCUUGUCUGUCAAGCUCCAACUCUGAACUUCAUAUUUUGGUUUCAUAACAAUAAUAAAUAAUACAAUUUAUGCUGUUACCAUUAUAGUGUGUUCGAAUCAAAACAAAGUGAACUCUUAAAUUAAAGUUAGUCGAAUUGGCACAUUAAAAAUUAAAAGGUGUGCAUUAAAAUGACUCAAGAACACGUGUGCCCCCGGUUUCACAAACAAGGUUUAAAGCAAGUCAAGAUUAAAUUGAAUGUUUGAGCUGUCUCAACUCAAAAUAACUUGCGUGAUAUGUCUUAAAAUACGUCAGGGUCAUUUUUUUAUCCAGUAAUAUAUUUUUUUAAGGCCAUUUUUAUAAAUGUGGCUAAAUAGCUUAAUUUAACCAAGGCCUAGUCCUGGCUUAAUCUAAGCCCUGUUUGUGAAACUGGGCUGUAAAGUAUUAAAUUGUUGAACUGUUUAAAUUAAAUUAGAUUAUGUUACUAAAGUGCUGCUACUGUUCAGUAUGGAACAGAAAUAUAUAUAUAAACUCUUUUGAGAGUGACUACAUGUAGAUGCACCUUUUAUAGUACUUUUCAUAGCGUUUAUUUAGACAUUUUAGUCUUAAGUUGAGUGAAAAUCUGUGACUUGUCUGCACAGGCUCUUGUUUUUCUAGAAUGGGCAUCAGUGGAUAUCUAGAAAAGACUUCUGGCGCCAUCUUGUGGUGAAAUAUCCAUUUGUGUUUGUGAUUUUACCACUGGAGCUUGUUGUUUUGUUAGAAGCACUUUUUUGUUGAGCACUGGAAUAUCAAGCAACAAAACUGAUGAUUUUUGCUUGACAAGUGGGAAGUGGAUUUGAGGACAUCUUUUUGAUCUGAGGACCAUGAUUUUUCUGAAUAAUGAAUCCGCUCCAUGGACUGAGGAGUGAAGCAUUUUUUUCUAUUCUGAAUAGAGCUGGAACUUAUUCUUGUUUAAAGCACAUUCACACAACUAGCAUAAGUUUAUUUGCACCGUAGCCAUAAACUGAGCCUUUUGUCUGAAAGCUGUGUGUGUCCUAUACUCUGUUUAUUCUUAGUCUUAAAAUGACCUGCGAUUGUUUCUCUAAGGAUGAAUUUUACAAAUUUGGUUGUUGGGAUUUUAUUGACUGUGAUUUUAUUAAUGCAAUAUACUGCGUAACUUUUAACACUGACAGAAGGAUAUAUGUAUUCUUGUGAUAUAUGAGCCAGCUUCUUCAGUUCUUUUAAUGUUGUACACUUCUCAUUCCAGUAUUUGUUUCUAGGUCCUUUUGAAUACCUAUUAAAAUGUUAAUAUUAAAA